AUGCGACUGAUCGACACCCGGACACUUGAGCUCUCGGAGUUCUUCGGGGACAAGAUAUACAAGGAAUAUGCCAUCCUCUCACAUACAUGGGAGGAUGAAGAAGUCACAUUCCAGGACUGGAAAGACCUGAGCGUUGCCAAGAAGAAGAAAGGCUUCUUCAAAAUCGACAUGGCAUGCGAACAAGCCCAGAAGCAUGAUCUGGACUACCUGCGGGUCGACACGAAUUGCAUUGAUAAAACCAGCUCUGCAGAACUGAGCGAGGCAAUCAACUCUAUGUUCAGCUGGUACCAAGAGGCCACUAUCUGCUACGCCUAUCUGAGCGACGUCAGACCAAUGCCUCCAGAAUGGGACGAGAUGACAGAGAACUACGUCCAACAUUUCUGUCAAAGCAAGUAUGCAGACACGUCAUUCCCUCGGGUCAUCAGCAACGAAUGGGGUCGUAGUAAAAUAACACAAAUCGACCCCGAGGUCAUCAUCAAGGAGGGCACGUCGGUAUGGACAAACGAAGAGGCUGCCCUGAACCUUAUCCAUUCCACCCUACCACCGAACAGCGUCCCCGUACCCCACGCAUUCCUCGGGACUUACAAUUGCGGAGAGGACGGCGUCGUCACAAAGGGCUCAAUCUGGAUGGAACACAUGCCUGGAAAAACUCUUCGAGAUGCGUGGCCUUCCCUCGACGAGGAAGCCAAGGAGAAAGUCUGUCGUGAUACGUGGGCCAUGGUCGACAAACUCAGAGAAAUACCUCGACCAGAGACGGAUGACGGCGCUUUCUACCUCGCAGCCGAUGGGACGUCAAAGAUAAUCCAAACACUUCUUGGCGACGAGCAUGACAACCAUCCCGCGAUAAGGAACGAUGAAGACCUACGUGCACGCAUAUGGGAGCGCUACGUGAACAACAACGGCCUGUCGUACCCUGAAGGAAAGGGGGUCUAUGAGAUGCUGCCGCGGUCUGAUGUUUCAGUUUUCACACACGGAGACAUCCACCCGCGCAACAUUCUCGUGGAGCAAGACACCGAAGAUUGUUCUGGAGUGCGUAUUACAGGUCUUGUUGAUUUUGAAUCUGCAGGUUUCUACCCGGAUUACUGGGAGUACAGCGAGAUGAUGGCUUGCGGCAGGAAAGAUGCAGAGUGGAUGGAGAUGAUGGACCGCACGAAGCCUAGAGAGUGGGAUAUCUCGGGAAUCAGGAAAGUGAAGCGGGUUUUAUUCUAA
Molecule: messenger RNA, 1209 nt
Organism: Diaporthe citri
Lineage: Eukaryota; Fungi; Ascomycota; Sordariomycetes; Diaporthales; Diaporthaceae
Exons: 2
Coding region: 1-1209 (402 amino acids)
Source: RefSeq, a predicted model, not a curated record